Molecule: messenger RNA, 2635 nt
Organism: Epinephelus moara (kelp grouper)
Lineage: Eukaryota; Metazoa; Chordata; Actinopteri; Perciformes; Serranidae
Exons: 10
Coding region: 47-1132 (361 amino acids)
Molecular function (GO): metal ion binding
Source: RefSeq, a predicted model, not a curated record
GUUUCUAAAGUGGGGUAAUGAAAACGAAAGUAGUGCAAAGUACAGAAUGGCGGCUGCCUAUGAGUCUGACGAGGAGAACCUGUCAAAGAGUGACAGUGAAUCUGGCGUAAGCUAUGAGUCGCGCAGUGACAGGUCUUCAGAUGAAGAAGCGGAUUGUCAGUUUUAUGGGAAAGAGCCCUGCAAGUAUUACAACCAAGGCAAGUGUAAGGAUGGUGAUAAGUGCUCCUACCUGCACUUCUGCAAGUAUGCCCUGACAGGAAGUUGUCGCAACGGCUCCAAGUGUAAGCUGAAACACCCCCGAGGUGGAAGAGAGUCCUCUGGUGCAACCAACGGGGCCUCGAACCGAUCAACGUCUAGAGACCCAAAGCUCACUGACGGCCGAUUCUACCAGUGGCAGCUGAAUGAUGGAAACGGCUGGAUGGAUGUCAGCAACGAUCACGUUCUCGAGAGCCAGUACUCACUGCCCCACACCAAAAGCAUUAAAAUCUACAACACUCCGUAUGGGGCUGUGAGUAUAGACUUUAACAGGAUGAGAGUGUAUGGAAAGAGUCUGAGAGUGAGACGUUUGGAUGAUGGGAAAACCGUGUGGAUCUGGUACUGCACACUGGGCCGCAAGUGGAUCAAGUAUGGAGACAAGGAUGCGAAGGGGAACCCCAGUCCUGCGAAGAGCUCCGACAUAGAGCAGAAGUUCCAGAGUAACCCGACGAGCUCCUAUACUUUCAGCAUCGGCCCUGAAACAUUUGAGAUUAGAUUCAAAGAUAUGCGACAGGUGACUGCAAAGAGAAAGAGGAAAGUUACCCGUCGACCACAGUACCGACAAAAGCCAGCCGGAGCAGGAGCAGCAGUUUCUGAAGAAGCCGCGGCUCUCCAGAAUCUUUCUGUGGGCACCAAACCACAGUGGCAGUUUGAGGGAGACAGCGGAGCGUGGCACGCAUUCAAACACAGGCAGAGCGGCACUCAAACUGAAUGCUCAGUAACUAGCGAUGACAUUGAGAGGAAGUACAAUCAAAACCCCAAGGGCAGCAUGACCUUCAAAGUGAAAGGACACUCCUACAAGCUGGACUUUGGAGCGAUGAUGCAAACCAACCUCAAAACCAAGAAUACACGCAAGAUCAGACGUGUCCUGGUGUGAGUGAUUGAAGACCUCAAGAAGAAAGUCUACAGACACUUGUGCAAUACCAUAUUUAUGCAAUCAGUAUAAUCUGGGAUUCAUAUAUUCUCCUGAGACCUGAUCUUUUAUUUGGUAUUAUUUUUAAUUUGUCCUAGCUAUUUGGGAUCAGUAGGACCUGAUGAAUAUAAAAAACUAAAGAUUUUCAACCCUUAUAAAGUCCCAAUGUCCUCAAACAAGACGUUAACAAAGUCCUAAUGUCCUCAAACAAGACAUUAACAAAGUCCCAAUGUCCUGAAACGAGACAAUGAUUAAGUUUCAAUGUCUUCAAACGAGACGAUGAUAAAUAACCAAUGUUCUCAAACGAGACAAAAGUAAAGUCCCAAUGUCCUCAAACGUGACGAUAACAAAGUCCUGAUGUCUUCAAACGAGACGAUAACAAAGUCCUGAUGUCUUCAAAUGAGUAGGCUACUGUCUAAUUAACAGCAUCUUAUCUUGUUACUGUUGCUAACAUUGGUCAAAUCUGUUAGCAUAUCAAUCUACCAACAUUAUUAAUCACAAAAUUCAUAACAUGUGAUCAGGUUUUGGACCUUGUCCACUUUUGUGUCAGGAUCAGCUGCAGACUGACUUGGCAGAGGUGGCUGCCAUCUUGUUUUUACAUGGAUUACUGUAUUGUGCUCUUACUACCACUAGAUGACACAAAAGUGUCCACGUACGAGAACAACAGGUCUAGGUUUAGUAGAAUGAAGUAUAAGGUGCACUAAACCCAAAAUAAGAUGUCCUCAUAUGAGGACACAGGGUCUCAGGAGGAUAUCUAUACAUGGCCUUAUUUAUACAAUCUUUAAUAUUGUUUACACGAGACAGGAAUUCAGGAUGAGAUUAAAUUGUCCUGAACAUGGUUGUGACCUUUUUAGUAAUGUGGCUGCCACAGGGGAUUGUUUACCAACACAAACACUGCCUGACUAACUUGUGCUCAGAUUAUGAACUGUACCAGCUUGCCUUUUAAAAAUUAUUCUUAGACACAGACAGUACACGCUGCCAUACCAAGGGAUGCACUUAAUUUUUGUAGUUAAAUCUGAAGAAGAAAUUGAGAAUAUAAGACAAAGUCUCCUGAAAUAAUCAAACAAAAUAUUUCAUGUUACAGUCAAGCUGCCACAUAUCUACACACUGCCUCGUCUUAUGUUAUAGAACGGACUAUUUAAGAACCAAAUCUAAUUCAAAUUAAUGCCAAUGAACUGUUUUAUUUGAUUUUAAUGGUUUUUAUAUGGUGGUUACAUUAUGUAAUAAAACACUGCAGUUUUUCAGCUCAAUUCAUAUCUUUUUAUUUCAAGAUUAGAAGUAUUAAGUCUUAAAGAUUGCUCUCCUUCAUACCUCUGCUUUGCACUGAGAUACCAGUGUGAUACAGAGUAUAUUAAAUAGUCUGUAAUAGUAAUUUGGGUAACUUGUGAUUGCAAGUUGGAAAAAAAAUACAUCCAAUGUUUUUUGUUGUUGUUUUUGUUUGUUUGUUUUUGAGGCAAUAAAACAUGA